CAAUCCACUAUCAUAUGGUUUAUAAAAAAUGAAAAUAAUUAUUCUUCAUCCAGAUUUAGGCAUAGGAGGGGCUGAAAGACUUAUCAUUGAUAUUGCAUUGGCUCUUAAAACUAAAAAUCAUCAAAUUAAAAUAUAUACUAAUCAUUAUAAUCGUAAUCAUUGCUUUGAUGAAACUAAAACACAAUUGGAUAUAAAAGUUGUAGGAGAUUGGAUUCCUCGGAAAUUAUUUUAUCAUUAUUUUUAUGCUUGUUUUGCAUACCUCCGAUUCCUAUUUUUAACAUUGUAUAUUAUAUAUAAUAAUAUAUUUAGUGAUUUGAUUAUAUGUGAUCAAAUUCCUGUUGGUGUGCCUUUGCUUAAAUUAUUUGGUUAUAAAGUUUUGUUCUAUUGUCAUUUUCCAGAUCUCUUAUUAUCGCAAAGGGAUAGUUGGCUCAAAUUUUUUUAUAGAUACCCUUUAGAUUGGUUGGAAGAGAUAUCCAUGUCAUAUGCAGAUAAAUUAAUUGUCAAUAGCAACUAUACUGCUUCUAUUGUCAAACAAACAUUUCACAAUAAUAAGUAUUUUCAAAAAAAGUUGGAUGUACUUUAUCCUUGUAUAUCUCAAAAAUGUUUGAAUUAUAAGUGUUCAGAUGCAGAUGAUUUGUAUAUAAAAGAAUUGUUUAAAAUUCCCAAAGACCAUAUAUUUCUCUCUCUAAAUAGAUAUGAAAGGAAAAAGAAUAUUGACCUAGUCCUUCGUGCCUUUUUUCAUUUGCGCCAUAUCGUCUCGCAAUCUAACCGUCAUUCAAGCCCCGAUAGCUUAGGUCUGGUUAUAGCUGGUGGUUUCGACUCCAAUUUGCCGGAAAAUCUGACGACUUACUCUCGCCUCACCAAUCUAGCCUACGAAGAUUUGAAACUUAUCCCUUCUGAAGAUAUUGUUUUCCUCAAGUCUAUCUCCAAUAACCAAAAAAACGCUCUAUUGAGCUCAUGUGUCGCUCUUUGUUACACACCCACAGGUGAGCAUUUUGGCAUAGUUCCUUUAGAGGCAUCUAUCCAUGGCAAACCGGUUAUAGCUAUAGCGGAUGGAGGACCGUUGGAAACUAUUGUGCCCGGUAAAACGGGUUACCUAUGUAAGCCCCCCGGAGAUGCUAAAGAAUUCUCUCGGGCAAUGUUCAAAUGCAUUAACGGUUGCGAAGAAGGUGAUAAGGCAAAGUCGGGAAUUUGUGAAGAUUACGAAUACGACUAUAACCCAAAUCAGCGGGACGAACCAUUUCAACGCAAAAUCUCGUCUCUUACUAUAGAAUCGGUUUCAUCUUCUGCCGCUUCCUCUCCCAUUUACAUCAAUAACCAUUAUACCGAUAGUAGAGACAUUUUUGAUGCAAACCCUGACUCCGAAUUUGAAAAAAAUCUUAUGUCCGAAGAAUGCUUUGAAAAUAGAUUACUCAAAAGCGAAUUAACCGAUAAAAAUGACAGUGAAGAAGAUUACAACGAUUGGGACAAGGUAUCUUCUGGCGAUGUUGAAAAUUCUACAAGAAUCAAGCCCGAAGAUUGUGUAAAGCACGUGACAAAUAAUUUUUCUUUCGAAAUUUUUGCCAAUAAAUUAGACGAAAUAAUAAAAGAUAUGGUGGAACCUGUCACUUGAUUAUCUUCCUUUUUUAAAUAUUAUUUAUACUUUGUAUAACAACUAAUUGUUGAUUUUACCAAUGUGAUUUGUUAUUUUUUUUUAAACUUAUAAAUAUGCUUGACACCAUUUUGUUUACUCAAAUGAUUUUUUUAAAAUGACAAUGGCGGCUUAAAACAAAUCAAAUAAUUGU
Messenger RNA from Gordionus sp. m RMFG-2023, 1784 nucleotides. RefSeq names its product alpha-1,3/1,6-mannosyltransferase ALG2-like. Bases 29 to 1612 code for a protein of 527 amino acids. Gene Ontology annotation, molecular function: alpha-1,3-mannosyltransferase activity; GDP-Man:Man(1)GlcNAc(2)-PP-Dol alpha-1,3-mannosyltransferase activity. Gene Ontology annotation, cellular component: endomembrane system. The record is from RefSeq and is a predicted model, not a curated record. NCBI's taxonomy places the organism in Eukaryota, Metazoa, Nematomorpha, Gordioida, Chordodea, Parachordodidae. The transcript is spliced from 7 exons.